AUGGCAAGUCAAAGAUCGGGAUCUUCUUUUCUCGGUGAGCUGUUUAAUCGUAACCAGGAUGUUUUCUACUCCUUUGAGCCUAUUCGUCCGCUUACAUUCGCCGUGCUUCGCGGUGAGCUCGAUAACAACCAAUUCGAAAACGAGGCAAUUGCUAAAUUAUCAAAUACGUUGAAAUGUAAGGAUGUGAGGGUGUACAAAAGAACUGGAAAGAGUAGAACCGAUCGUAAAUUAUUCGAUUUGACAAAGGCGUGCAAGAACAAGCGCCACGUAGCAGUAAAAGAAAUCCGUUUUUACAAACUCGAUACUCUUCGAACACUAGCCGAGGACCCGAAUUUGAAUUUUAAAAUAAUCCACCUCGUUCGAGACCCGAGAGCAAUUAUAAAUUCCAGGGAGAACUCAUUUUUCUCUAAUCAUGACUUCAAAAGAAAACGAGUUCCGUGGGACGAGGUGACAGACUUGUGCAAAGACUUGCAGCAUAAUUUAGACCUGAUAACGACACUUCCGCAAUGGUUGAAAGGGAAAUACUUUUUAGUCCGUUACGAGGACUUGGCACUCCGCCCUCUAGAGGCAACGAGGGAUAUUUACAACUUUUCGGGGAUGCCGAUGGACGAAGACGUCGAGAAGUGGGUGUAUGAAAACACACAGACAGAGCAAGGUGGCGACUUAUCCACGACUAGGAAUUCCACCGAAAGAGUUACAGCGUGGCGGAAUGAAUUGUCGUUUUCCGUUAUAGCGGAUAUACAGAACAAGUGUAAAGAACCCAUGGAAAUGCUCGGCUACAUUUCACUACAAGACCAAACACAGCAAAAUACGUUAUCUUUACCUGUUUUUACAGAUGAAACAGAGUUUUUCAACUUCCCGUAUAUCCUUUAA
This is a messenger RNA of Saccoglossus kowalevskii, 873 nucleotides long. RefSeq names its product carbohydrate sulfotransferase 1-like. Gene Ontology annotation, molecular function: N-acetylglucosamine 6-O-sulfotransferase activity. Gene Ontology annotation, biological process: sulfur compound metabolic process; N-acetylglucosamine metabolic process. Lineage: Eukaryota; Metazoa; Hemichordata; Enteropneusta; Harrimaniidae. The record is from RefSeq and is a predicted model, not a curated record.